Molecule: messenger RNA, 975 nt
Organism: Gregarina niphandrodes
Lineage: Eukaryota; Apicomplexa; Conoidasida; Eugregarinorida; Gregarinidae
Exons: 1
Coding region: 1-975 (324 amino acids)
Source: RefSeq, a predicted model, not a curated record
AUGCCCGGAAUGAUGGCCAUUAACUCAGGGACUGGUGGACCCAUGUCUGGUGGUCCCAUGUCUGGUGGUCCCAUGUCCGGUGGCCCCAUGUCCGGUGGUCCCAUGUCCGGUGGCCCCAUGUCCGGUAGUCCCAUGCCUGGUGGUCCCAUGUCCGGUGGUCCCAUGUCCGGUGGUCCCAUGCCUGGUGGUCCCAUGUCUGGUGGACCCAUGCCGUACAACCAACAAGGAAUGAUGGGCCCAGGAAUGUUCAUGAAUCCCGCCCAGGUACCGCCAGGGGUCAUGCAUCCAGGAGCGAUGCAUGGAAUGCCGCCGGGCAUGAUGCAGAUGGCCGGGAUGUCAUCUCAGGGCGGGCCGUUGGGUCCAAUGAGCAUAGGCUCCGGCGGCCACCUCGGAGGCAUGGGCCAGCCGGGCGGAGGAGGCUCCAAUACAAUGGGCAUGAUGCAAGCCAUGGGGCAAGGUCCGGGAUCGAACCACGGACCUAUGGCUAACCGCAUGCCCCCAGGCCAGAUGCCGGGACCGGGCCAAAUGCCCCCUGGACCGGGUCAAAUGCCCCCUGGACCAGGUCAAAUGCCACCUGGACCGGGUCAAAUGCCUCCUGGGCCCAGUCCUGGCCAGCUGCCUCCUGGAUCCGGUGCAGGACAGCAGCAGUCGUCGGGCGGCCAACAGCCCACUUCAGGCCAGCCCAAUGGUUCGCAGCAGGGGGGAACGGCGAGUCCUUCUGGAAUGGUGACGCCGAACAUGAACGGAGGGAACCCCACUCCGCCCGCUCAGGACGGUCAGCGAUUUCCUUUCUCAGUGGAGGCACGGCGGUUCGCAGUGGAGUCCUUUACAGGUACUGGUCGGUGCAACUUUAACAAGGCCGCGCUCAAAAAGGGAUCGGAAUGCUUCUUCAUGGAUCGACGAGUACGCAAACUAUGUCCGGUUUUAACGCACGCUCCGGUUGAACGCACACUGAUGAAUACCCUACACAAAUAA